This is a messenger RNA of Aspergillus fischeri NRRL 181, 729 nucleotides long. RefSeq lists its product as uncharacterized. Bases 1 to 729 code for a protein of 242 amino acids. The transcript is spliced from 2 exons. NCBI's taxonomy places the organism in Eukaryota, Fungi, Ascomycota, Eurotiomycetes, Eurotiales, Aspergillaceae. The record is from RefSeq and is a predicted model, not a curated record.
AUGCAUUCGUUUUUACUCGCAGUACUGGGCCUGAUGGCAACAUCAUCAUUCGCGGCUCCCGGGUUAGCCGCUCAGGAGGGCAUCAGUGCUUUCGAUGCCAUGGCCAAGUCGAAAUCAGUACCUCUGGGAUAUGUCCACAUCGCGGACGACGGAGUGGCACGAGCUUACGACGAGAACGAAUCUGUUAUUGACUAUGUUCCCUUGACCAAUGACCAGCUUAAGCACCUGCUCAAGAACCUUCCAGAAGCAUGGAAGAAGGAAGCAGAUCAUUUACACGCUGUUUUCGAUGGCGUCGACGGACGUCAAGUUACGGAUGAAAAACAAUUGCUCGACCCUCCUGCUGAGCUUCGAAGUCAGAUGAAUCGUCAGGCACCCCAGUCUAAGCGCGAAGCCAACCCUCUCCAGCAGGCCGACUGGUACUGCAAAGACGAAGAGGCAUCGAAGGCCAUCCCAUCCCUGAAACAAUCGCCAUCGCUCAAAGGCCUCAACCACCUUGCUACCGACGGAGUGUACCGCAGUUUUAGCUCGAGUGGCGAGGUAGUAGAUUAUAAGCAAUUAAGCCCCGCGGAAAUUACAAUGAUGCUGGAGUUCCAUGAAAAAUACAUGGACUCAGAGAUCUUUCAGAAGACUAAGAAGAAAUUUGACGGUGUGGAUGGCAGAAAUGUGACUGAUUUGGAGCAACUGCUUCAUCCAGGACCAGAACUUCGUCCAGUGAGAUUUAGAGAGUGA